This is a messenger RNA of Manihot esculenta (cassava), 714 nucleotides long. RefSeq lists its product as uncharacterized. NCBI's taxonomy places the organism in Eukaryota, Viridiplantae, Streptophyta, Magnoliopsida, Malpighiales, Euphorbiaceae. Gene Ontology annotation, cellular component: plasma membrane. The transcript has a single exon. The record is from RefSeq and is a predicted model, not a curated record. The coding region runs from base 1 to 714 and encodes 237 amino acids. Gene Ontology annotation, molecular function: kinase inhibitor activity.
AUGGAGCAUCACCACCAUCAAAAGACUAGCUCUAGAGAAAUUUUCUCCUUCCCUAGCACUCCAAGUCAAUAUCAAGAUUCCGACUUCGAAUUCGGUUGUUUAACACCUGAUUUUCCUCCAACUGAUGAUCCGUACAUGUCCUCACCAGCUGAUCAUCUUUUCUCCAAUGGUCGUCUCUUGCCUCAUUCUUUCCCAGUAGUACUUCAACAGCAAAAACAAUCACCAGCAACGUCCAUGGUUCUUAUCGAAUCUAUCUCUCGAGCAUCUAGUAGAAACAGCAGCUUGAGCAGCAGAGGUUCCCUCAUGUCGUCAAGAAGCAACAGUGUUAAUAGCAGUAGAAGCAGUGUGAGUAGCAGCAGCGCAAGAACAAGUUGGAGUAGUGACAAUUCUGAAAGGAGAUUACUAUAUCACAGUACAAAGCUUUCAAGAAAAACUCCUAUGGCUAGUAAAGUUAUAAUGGAGCAGCUAUAUGGAUCUUCUCAAAGGUGGCAACAUGUCAUGCCAAUGCCAGCCCUGAAACGUGAUGAUUCCAGGAGAAAAAAUAAUGCAGCGGUGAUAAAAAAGAAAGAAGGUGAUCAUCAACAUGGGAAAAAAGAUAAGUCAUCGGGUAUUUGCCGGAGAUUUUUCAGGUCAUUUUUGGUGGCGUGUAGAGAGUGCCAUGCCAUGGAACCUUCAACAAAAGAUGAUAUCCUGCAGGGAAUUGUGAAGCUGUGA